UCAAUUCAGUUCGGCACGGAGUAGCCUUCGCCAUUUUACGCCGAAUUUCUCGCUGCGCAUGUUUAAUCGUACCGCCGCUUGUGCAAAGUGUUGCGUUUUCAGUUCAGCUUGCAAUAUCGUACCUUCAACCAUGCCUCCACUCAAGAAACACAAAGCACACCAGCUGCCAUCCGACUUCGAGCCGCUUAUGGCACGGUUAGGGAUAGAGUCAGCGCAGGGCGGCGCGCACCAUCCGGCAGCGUUUACUCUCUUCGGGCGAAACAUCACCUUCGAGGCGAUGGAACGGAACCAAUCGCUCUACUAUCUGCUUCGGAGCUGGUUUCGGGAUGGUAGGAGUGGACGUGCGGCCACCCGCGGUCCGCUGCUCGGUAUGAACGGUGCCGCUGCCAGACCGUUCCGUCCGUCCACUACCAUGCGGCCGAAUUUGGAGAGUUCCUUGCCGCGAUCGAACAUGACGCCGUAUCCGGUCGUGGUAUCGUUCCAGCGCAUGGAAGCACCGUUGCCCCAGGAAAUUCUGAACGAUCGCAAUAAGCUGCUGGCGUACCAUAAAGUCCACUGGAGGCAGGUGCGCCUGGAUUGGACCCAUCACCGGAAGCUUUACCUGCAGAGGUUUGCGCCCAGUUUGGAGGCGAUGGAGACGUACCGCGUACAGCCGACGGACGAUUAGUGUGCCCGGUGCGAUACGGUUGUAGUUGAAUUCAAACUUUCCCUUUGGAGUUACUCAAUAAACGCAGAAACCGUUGCGUUGCGCCAUUAUGCUUCAACGCUCCUAA
Anopheles arabiensis is the source of this 773-nucleotide messenger RNA. RefSeq lists its product as uncharacterized. NCBI's taxonomy places the organism in Eukaryota, Metazoa, Arthropoda, Insecta, Diptera, Culicidae. The record is from RefSeq and is a predicted model, not a curated record. The coding region runs from base 59 to 667 and encodes 202 amino acids. The transcript is spliced from 2 exons. Gene Ontology annotation, cellular component: transcription repressor complex.